AUGGAAGCUCAACAUGGUCACAGUGUAGCUUGUUGCAAUAUCCCACCCAUCGUAUCCAAGGGAUAUGAACACAAAGGAAAGUAUGAGACCAUCGGUGGUCUGAAAACCUAUGUCACCGGCCCCGCAGACGCAACAAAGGCCAUCUUUCUUAUCUAUGACAUAUUUGGAUACUAUCCUCAAACUCUCCAAGGCGCCGAUAUCCUCGCCAAUUCCGACGAACAUAACAAGUACCUUGUCUUUAUACCCGACUUUUUCGAGGGAAAGCCGGCUGAUAUUAGCUGGUAUCCUCCUGACAAUGAGGAGAAACAAAAGCAAUUGGGUAAUUUCUUUCAGACGACGGGAUUGCCGUCGAAGGCUGCGGAUAGAGUCCCGGAUUUGGUGAAGGCGAUUGGGGAUAAGUAUACGGCGACUGAGAAGUGGGGUGUACUUGGGUUCUGCUGGGGCGGUAAAAUCGUCUCCCUCACGUCCAGUGCUUCCUCAAACCCUUUCGUCGUAGCUGCUGAAUGUCACCCCGCAAUGGUUGAUCCAAAAGAUGCGGCGAAGAUCAAGAUUCCACUUAUUAUGCUAGCAUCGAAAGAUGAGGAUGCUGAGGGAGUGAAGAAGUUCGAGGCGAAUCUUACGGGGGAGAAGUACGUUGAGACUUUCAAGGAUCAAAUUCAUGGGUUUAUGGCUGCACGAUCAGACCUAGAGAAUGAGAGGGUCAAGAGCGAGUAUGAGAGGGGUUAUAAGACAGUCAUUGAGUUUUUCGGGAAGCAUUUGAAGGUCAGCAAUAGUGGCGGAGCAAGACUUUGA
Messenger RNA from Sclerotinia borealis F-4128, 792 nucleotides. The record is from the annotation of a GenBank genome assembly. Lineage: Eukaryota; Fungi; Ascomycota; Leotiomycetes; Helotiales; Sclerotiniaceae.